This is a messenger RNA of Dermatophagoides pteronyssinus (European house dust mite), 612 nucleotides long. Its product is annotated as ubiquitin-conjugating enzyme E2 W. The record is from RefSeq and is a predicted model, not a curated record. Lineage: Eukaryota; Metazoa; Arthropoda; Arachnida; Sarcoptiformes; Pyroglyphidae.
AAUUUUAAAUAAAUUGAAUCAAAAAAAAUCAAUAUAAAUUUCCUACAAGUUUUUUUUCGAAUUAUUGAUUGUUUCAUUGAUUCGAACGUUUUGUUUUUCUGUUUUUGUUUGCCAUCAAUUCCAAUCAUGUCAUCAAUGCAGAAACGAUUACAAAAAGAAUUAAUGUCAUUGAAAAAAGAUCCACCAACCGGUGUAUUUGUAGAUGAAAUGAAGAUUGAACCAGAUAUGUCACAAUGGUCCAUCGAUAUUGUUUGUCCAAAAGGAACAUUAUAUGCAGAAGAACGAUUUACAUUGUCUUUCAAAUUUAGUUCAAAUUAUCCAUUCGAUUCACCUGAAGUAACAUUUAUUGGCACAAACAUACCAAUACAUCCACAUGUUUAUAGUAAUGGUCAUAUCUGUCUUUCAAUAUUAACUGAUGAUUGGUCACCAGCAUUAUCUGUACAAGCUGUUUGUUUAAGUAUACUAUCUAUGUUGACCGGUUGUAAAGAAAAAAAACGACCACCAGAUAAUACAAUGUAUGUUCGUACUUGUUCAAAAAAUCCGAAAAAAACUAAAUGGUAUUAUCAUGAUGAAGAUAUUUGAAAAUUUUUUUAUUGAAAACAAAACAAAACA